Molecule: messenger RNA, 2393 nt
Organism: Chenopodium quinoa (quinoa)
Lineage: Eukaryota; Viridiplantae; Streptophyta; Magnoliopsida; Caryophyllales; Amaranthaceae
Product: protein indeterminate-domain 16-like
Exons: 3
Coding region: 540-1901 (453 amino acids)
Cellular component (GO): nucleus
Molecular function (GO): DNA-binding transcription factor activity
Source: RefSeq, a predicted model, not a curated record
AUAUUUUACAGUGGCGCAAGGUAUGAUGAGGUUUUUGUUUCUUUGCGGGGAUGUUUUUCUUUUCUGUCCAGUUGCAAAGUUGUGGGUUCAUUUUCCACCAACGUGGUUGGAUCUCUCUGCUUCCCCAAAUCAAUCUCUCUCUCUUUCUCUCUCCUCUCCUCUUCACUUUUUAAGCGGUUUUAUUUAUCAAAAAAUAAAAAUUAAUAAUUUAUAAUAAAUAAAGUCUUUAAUGAAUGAAGAUGAGGAGCAAUGCAAAAAAGCUGAUUUGAAAAGCUGAAAGCUUAUUUUAAAGAUAAAGUUAAAGAAAGCUGAAAACCGAAAGAUGUUGCCUUUUCCCCCUCUUCCAUGUUCACUUUCCUUUCUCUCCAAAUCUCAACCCAAGUGAAACACACACUACACUCAUCAUUAGCGUUUUCAGUUUAAUUAUACCAUUUCUUCUCAAUUCUUCUUUUUCAACAUCAUAUCAUAUCAUAUUAUUACACCAUCACACUCUUAGACGAUCAAACAUACAACAGAAUCAAAGAAACAUAAACAAAACCAUGUUAGGCGGUUCUUCUUCGUCCUCAGCUCCGUCGUCGGAGCAUGUCAAUAUGGGUGGUAAUAGUCCAGCUGACAACGGGAAUAGUAGCAAGCGCAAACGCCGCCCUGCUGGUACUCCAGAUCCAGAUGCGGAGGUGGUGUCGCUAUCGCCGAAGACACUGCUAGAGUCGGACCGAUACGUCUGCGAGAUCUGCAAUCAAGGGUUUCAAAGGGACCAAAACUUACAGAUGCAUAGAAGACGGCAUAAAGUACCAUGGAAGCUACUGAAGCGAGAGAAUCCGGUUGUUAAAAAACGAGUAUUCGUGUGCCCCGAACCUACUUGCCUUCACCAUGAUCCUUGCCAUGCACUCGGCGACUUGGUUGGCAUCAAGAAACACUUCCGCCGUAAACACAGUAAUCAUAAGCAAUGGGUCUGUGAUAAGUGCUCUAAAGCUUACGCUGUUCAAUCUGAUUAUAAAGCUCAUCUCAAGACUUGUGGCACUCGCGGCCACUCCUGUGAUUGCGGCCGCGUCUUCUCCAGAGUUGAAAGCUUCAUCGAACACCAAGACGCUUGUCACAUGGGACGUCUCCGCUCUACAGAUCAUCAUCAACCCGGAAACAAUAAUUCGAAUCAACUACAGCAACAUCAUCAACAACAGCAACAUCAGCAGCAGCAGCCGACGGUGUGUUUGUCGCGAGCUGCUUCGAGUUCUAGCCCGUCGAAUGAUACUACUAACAACAAUGUUAAUGUGGCUGGUCCAUGGCAUAACACUGGCCUAACAAUGACAACAGCGACGACGACAAUGACAAAGCCUUCAUUAUCUGAGAACCUUCACAAUCUUGAGCUCCAGCUCUCUGUGUCUCCUAAGGCUACAGAUCACGAGAACCAAUCGACUCAGCUUCAGCUAUCCAUUGGUUCCACCUCGGAUAUGGGUGAAAAGAACGCUACUCCAGAAACAAACUCAAAAUCAAACAAGAAGGCUGCUUCAGCAUCGAGUCCUUCACAUCAUCAAACAACAACGCUCAAGGAGCAAGCGAGCGAGCAACUUAAACUCGCAAUGGCGGAAAAAGCAUACGCAGAAGACGCUAGAAGAGAGGCGAAACGACAGAUUGAGCUAGCAGAGAAAGAGUUUGCUAACGCCAAGCGUAUAAGACAGCAAGCGCAAGCUGAGUUAGACAAAGCUCAAACACUCAAAGACCAUGCUAUGAAACAAAUCAGUGCCACUCUCAUGCAGAUUACUUGUCAUGCUUGUAAACAACAGUUCAACGCUUCGCCUACGACAGUGACAACAACGACGACGGCAACAACAUAUGCUCUUCAUCUAGAAGACCAGAACAGCUCUCUUGCUGAAAGCCAGGUUGAAGAUGAUAAUAAUAUGUAAUAAAAUUUUUGACGUUAGCUCUUUACACAUUAUCUUGUACUAUUGCCUGCCCUUAAUUGUGUCGUUAAAUAUAUCAUUUUGGAGGUUUUAACCAUAAUAUAUAAAUGGAGGGAAUCCUAUGAUAGUACUUAGAGUUCAUGUGUAUGUUAGUUAUUUUUGUUUUUUCUUUUUUUUUUUUGGUGUGGAGGGAGGUUUGUUAAUUUGUUGAUUAAAUUUGGUAAAAUCAUAUAAAUAAUGUAGGUAGAAAAAGGGCCUUCAUUAAGGAUAUGUUUUUGUUCUUUAAUGUAUGGUAUUUUGUUUGUAAUAUAUAGAUUAGGAAUUAAGGCUUUGAAUAAUUAAUAAUAUUAUUUCCAUUCUAGUGUUAAGAAAAUCUCAUAGAAUAAUAGCUUGAAAAAGGAAGAUCUCAUAUGUUUACUUUAAUGUACGUUGUAUUUUAUUUAAUGUUCCAUCUAUUAAUAUAAAUAAUUAAAACACUUAUCUUGUUAGGUCGUC